GGGAGUUCUGUCAAUCCACCAUUGCGUAUUACGUUAGUGUGGGAAGGCGUCGUGUUGUGUUUUGACGCCGCUCGCGGUGACAGCGCGGUGAAAUGGCGCUCCGGUCCUGGUGAUUCAGUCGUGUGGCGCGCGCGUUAGCCGCCACUGUCUUGUUAGUGCUAGUGCCCAUGCGAGUGCACGGAGCGCCGCGAUGAGGUGGAGCUCGACGCCGUACCGCGCCAAAGAGCGCGCCAAUAUCAGUUGCUUCAUCUUCAUUAUGUUCUUUGCGGUGUUUGGUUUCAUUAUAUUAACUGAACUGCUGCCGCCAAAAGACCCCGUUACAUCCAACAACUCAAGAUCCCGUAGUGAUCACCUCCAGGGAUGGGACAGUAGAUCUAAUGCGGGUGGUGAGGAGACUGAGAGUCCACCGCCUGCACUCAUACCCUUGGACGCCGUUUGGCAACCAGUUGGCGGGACUCGGUUUCGUUUCUUCGUGUACUCGGCAUAUGUGGAGCGACGGACGGUGGUGGCAGUGCGCAUCAUCGCGGCAACUAAGACGCGGGGAGCCGACAGCGUCAUGUGUCGGUUAUGGCUGCUCAACAACCGGACACUCACACUUAAAGCUAAAGUUAAAGCCAUCCGUGAAAAUUGGAAUUUAAAGUUCAGUGCGUCUUACGUUCUGUGUUUGCUGGCGGACUCAGGAGUGAAGCCGCACGAGACUGUUGGGGCUUCAGUGGCAGUUCUCGCCAGCGACAAACUCAACUCACUUCCCACCAAUCUACUUAUCGUACAAGAUACAGAACCAAAACCAGGAAUAGAGGAUAAUUUACACAUAUGUGUGAAACCCUUCCACUUCUCGUUCAACCGUUUUGAUUGGCUCGUGGAGUGGUUUGAGAUAAAUCGGUUGCUGGGCGCUAGUCACUUCUAUAUGUACAAUCAGUCACUUAGUUCUUCCGUCGAAUGCCUACUUGAAGACUAUCGGAAACAAGGGCUCAUCACAUUGCUGUCUUGGCAACUUCCUAUCUUAUCAAAAGUGGAAAUUAGAACAGAAGGCCAGUUCGCGGCGUUCAACGACUGUCUAUACAGGUCGAUGUCCCGCACUGGUUGGCUGCUUGUGAUAGACGUGGAUGAAGUGGUGUUCCCCCGAAGGGAGCGCACGCUACCUGCCUUAUUGACGUCUCUAAGAGCGUCGUACCAACCGCGCUCCAAAGCGCCAUCUGCAUUCUUAUUCCGGAAUGCGUUCUUUUAUCUUAAAUGGGAGGAUGACCCAGAGGCAAAUACGCCUUUACUGACUUCCCGUAAGACAAGGCGGUGGAGUACGCCGCAUUCGUUAAAGAACAGAAGCAAGUACGCGCUAAGGCCGCGCGAUGCUGUGGAACUUGGCAACCAUUUUGUGUGGGAGCUCGCACCAGGUUCCAGCUCUGUCGGUGUCAACACCGAUAGGGCACUGCUACAUCAUUACCGGAUAAACUGUGAAUUCGGUGGCCUAACCUGCCUACAAGUUCCUUCAACGAUAGACAGGACAGCACAUUGGUGGAAAGACGAGUUGAUGGAGCGCGUUGGUGUCCAGCAUAAGCGGUUAGAGGCUGCAGGCUGUUUCCAAAAAGUAGUAGAUCAAUAAAUUUUGACAAUUGAAGUUUACUAUAGAAAUACAAUCGCCUGACUAAUUUGAACAAUUUCUAGAGCAGGCAUAGAACUGAAAUCCUUAUAUGUGUUGUAACUUCACAAGCGAUGAUUACAAAGGAUGAUACGGAUAUUUCUAAUCAAAGCCUCGUAAUAUUCGAAUAGGUAAUAUCAUUUUGUAAGAACGGUUAUAUCGUGUUAUAAGAAAUGUGUCUGGUUUUUACCAAAGAGAAAAAUAUCCCGGCAAGCCUAGUGCAGGACGUCUACCAAUGCAAAUCACCCGCAACCCAAGCUGCCUGAAAGGGAGUGUCAUACUCUUACUGACUAAAACCCUCCGUUCCUUCGCCUGCUUUAGGCCAAGGCCGCGGUGCCUUAUUGCGCUUACCCCGCACCUACGGCUAAAUGAUAGCAGUGGGGAUGUAAUUUAAUUGUAAUAAAAUACAAUUGUCUAUCAUUGGCAACAGUUUUUGGACUAUUAAUAAAGAAUGUUUCGUUAGUCAGAUGUCGUGAUUCUCAGCAUCUAUACCUAGGCCACGCUGACUGCUCCG
Molecule: messenger RNA, 2150 nt
Organism: Spodoptera exigua (beet armyworm)
Lineage: Eukaryota; Metazoa; Arthropoda; Insecta; Lepidoptera; Noctuidae
Source: the annotation of a GenBank genome assembly